GUUUUUUUUGGGUUCACAACACAUUGUUCUGGUUUCUUUGACCUUCAUCCCGCUUCCACAAAAAGCUAAAGCCAUCUUCAUUGGCAACUUUGUUGUUGUUUAUCUGUAUUAUACAUUUACCGUAUUAUUACUACCAUCAUGUUCGAUUCUGACGAAGAAGAUUACGACUGUCCAUUGUGCAUGGAAGAACUCGACAUUGCUGACAGGAAUUUCCGGCCAUGCACUUGUGGCUAUCAGAUCUGUCGCUUCUGUUGGCAUCAUAUCAGAGAGAAUCUCAACGGACGAUGUCCUGCCUGUCGACGUGAAUACUCUGACGACAUGGUUGAAUUUGAGCCUAUUGGUGCUGAAGAAAUUUCACGCAUUAAACGAGAGAAAAAGGAAAAGGAGCGACAGCAAAAAGACAUGGAAGCCGUCAAUCGUCGCCAUUUAGCCAAUAUGCGGGUGGUUCAAAAGAAUCUCGUGUAUGUGAUUGGCCUGCAUCCGAAAUUGGCGACAGAAGAGACCAUUCGAUCGCAAGAUUUCUUUGGUCAAUUUGGCAAGAUUGCCAAAGUGGUCAUCAACAAACGGCCCGUAGCACCGACAUCGCAUGCCAGCGGUUCAACUUCUAUGCAACCGAGUGCGGCUGUCUAUGUCACUUAUGUAAGGAAGGAAGAUGCAGCGAAAACCAUUCAUGCAGUAGAUGGGAGUAUCAUGGCGGGGCGAAUUCUCAGAGCUUCUUACGGUACUACCAAAUACUGUACGUAUUAUUUACGUAACAUGACAUGUCCAAAUCCAUCGUGCUUGUAUCUGCAUGAACCAGGGGAAGAGGCAGACACGAUUUCGAAAGAAGAACUCGCUACAGGCAAACACCGUAUGCGAGAUCAAAUGUCGACUGAUGCCGAGAGUCGACAGUCGCAACAUUCCCAUCCUCCUCCACCUCCUCCUCCUUCCUCCAUGUCCAGUUCCGAUUUCCCGCCUGUAUCCGCUUCUCAUCGUAAACCGGCCACCCUCGAAUCGGUAGCGACGAUUUCCUACAAGACUCCCAUACGACAGGAUUCGGGAUCAAAACCCUCUUCUCCUGCUGUUCACUCCGAGAGUACCAGUACCGAAGAGGAUCGAUCGGCUUUACCGGCGACCGCGUCAUGGGCGAAACUGGGAAGCACCCCAUCGACACCUGUACUAAAAUCGGGAGUCCUACCGGAGAGAGCACUGACGCCUGAUAAUUUCGGUCCACCCUUGUCGGUGGCGGUGGCAGCGUCUCAAAAGCCACAGCAGCAGGUCUCUGUGACAAAACGAAAAUCGGAAAAGAAGAAGCGAAAGGAGCAACGUAAACUGGGUCUUUCUGAUCUGGAUUCCAUUACAUCAACAGAGAAGAGCGAUGCCGACGUUAAAUCCAGACGAUCACCAUCCGUCAGUGAGGCUGAGGAGGAAACAGCUGGUGAAGAGGAAUCAGGUUCUGUUUCGGCAAUGAGACGUCCACGUUAUCAUGACGCUUUGGUGAACUUUGUACUGGGUGAUGCAUUUGAUGAGUUAUUGUGUCUACCGUCGUUGGAAGAACCCGAGGAAGCGCCAGUGGGCGUUUCUGCACUGCAUGAUACAACGGGAUCAUCGGAUGAAGAUACGCCGGUCACACCUGAUACGAUUGAACCUCUGUCCAUGUCGCCGUUGGAGUUCCUCACGAAUGCAACCCCAACACCUACAUACACCGGUACUUUCAACCCAUUUGCGCAUCAAAUUCUUCGCUCGACGGGUAAUCUCUUUGACUCACCCAUGCGCAAACAUUCUCGCUUCGGCUUUGCACAGAUCUAGAUCCCCUCUUCCCAUUAGAUAAAAAAAAAAAAGUAAUUUCGCUACUCUCGGAAAACAAGAAAAAAAAAGAGAAAGAAACAAAGAUGAGUUCACUUUCAUCAAAGCAUGGAUUUAUUGAAAGUAAUAGCUUGAGAUGAUGCAUGGUAUGAUACCGAAGAUUCUGAGAGUAUAUUAUCCUUUUUUCCAACAAGCAAUUC
Molecule: messenger RNA, 1985 nt
Organism: Radiomyces spectabilis
Lineage: Eukaryota; Fungi; Mucoromycota; Mucoromycetes; Mucorales; Radiomycetaceae
Exons: 7
Coding region: 139-1788 (549 amino acids)
Biological process (GO): protein ubiquitination
Cellular component (GO): CCR4-NOT complex
Molecular function (GO): metal ion binding; RNA binding; ubiquitin-protein transferase activity
Source: RefSeq, a predicted model, not a curated record